Molecule: messenger RNA, 411 nt
Organism: Impatiens glandulifera
Lineage: Eukaryota; Viridiplantae; Streptophyta; Magnoliopsida; Ericales; Balsaminaceae
Product: TPD1 protein homolog 1B-like
Exons: 1
Coding region: 1-411 (136 amino acids)
Biological process (GO): cell fate determination
Source: RefSeq, a predicted model, not a curated record
AUGGCGAAAUCUGAUUCUCUUCUUCUUCUACUCUCCACUAUCUUCGUCUCCACAUGGUCAGUCUCAGGUAAAGAAAAGAAUAGCAGUAGUGCGAUACAGGAUUGGAAUUGUUGUGCAGCGGAUAUAAGGAUUAAUCAAUGGCCGUCAGGAUAUACGGCUAUGAACAUUCCAAAGUUUACUGUUGAAGUUGUGAAUGAAGCUUGGAUGGCUACGGAUGGAGUGUUUGAUGUUCAUAUCUUCUGCGGUGAAUUUGCAUCGGCGACUCUUGUUAAUCCGAUGGUGUUUAGAAGAAUUGGAUUUGGUGAUUGUGUACUUAGAGAUGGAGGUAAGAUUGGAAUGGAUGAAAUUAUUUCGUUUGAUUAUUCGAAUAUUUUGCCCUAUCCUUUAUUUGCUGUUCAUGUUAGAUGCUAG